GAACGUGUUAUUUUGAAAUUCAUUUUUGCUUGUUCAAGAAGAAAUUUCCAGAGUCUGAAGAAAGAACAGACAACGAACGAUUUUCGUGUCAAUCUUUAAAACAGAGCAAGGCGUUGCGUUUAUUCGAACAAAUAUGAGCAGCGCAGCACGGCGAGCCUCGAGGGACCUGGGAUGGCAGUGGUGCUGGCUUGCGCCCAGAACCGUAAACCCACCUUUACACAGGGCCUCAAGUGUAGGUCUGUCUUGGAAGGGGACCCUGUCCUCUUCCAGUGCAAGCUGGUGGCAUGCCCGGCACCCCACAUGGCCUGGUUUCACAAUAACCGGCCGGUCCGCCAGGACUGCCGCAAGGUGAUCCGCACCGAGAGUGAGGAGCACAUGCACCAUGCCAGCCUGGAGGUGCGGGAUGUGCGGGAGCAUGACGCUGGCAGCUACAGGGUGUUUGCCAUUAACAGUGAGGGCUCAGCCGAGUCCACUGCCUCGCUGCUGGUGGCACGCGGUGGGGAGCAGCAGGGCUUGGGUUCUGCAGGGAAAGCAGAGUGUAGGCGGGAGAGCUGGGAGUGCCUGCUGCAGCAGCGGCAGGAAGACCGGCUGCGGGUGGUGCUCCGCUGCACCGGCUCGCCCUUCGACAAGGGGCAGGAGGCUGAGCAGUUGCUUGGGGAUGGCUCCCCAGCCCGGGGCAUGGUACGAACUAUCCGUUUCCAGAGGCUGCCGCUGGUGGAGCCUCACCGUCCAGGGCUGGCACGUGGUAGGGAGCACAGUGGCACAGUGGCAGAUGCGGAGGAGCUGCUGGAUGAGGAGAUCCGUUGGAAGCUACAGCGGCUGCGGGAGGCAAAGAGGGCAGCACUGAAAAAGAAGCAGGAUUCCCUCAUGUCUGUGCCUCAGGGAGGCCUUCCCGGGAAGCCCAGCCCACCUGAGGUGGCUGCCACGAUGGGUGGCUCAGAGCCCCUCAUGGUGCAGGUAGUGAAGGGGUACCACAGGCCCAAGGCUGCAGGGGAGAGAUGGCAGAUGGCAGGUGGACUCCUGGAACCCUGCCCACCACUUUUUGUCCAGGAAAUCAGGCCCCAGGAGGCUGUUGAGGGGCAGAGAUGCACCUUCUCCUGCCUUUUCCAUGGCCGCCCACAGCCCACAGUCACUUGGUACAACAACACCAAGCCCGUGGGGCGCAUCCGGGGCACCGCUGUUCACACCACAGAGUGCCGCUCUACGCUGACCUUCCCAUCCCUGCUCCCACAGCAUGCUGGCACUGUCACCUGCGUAAUCUUCAACCCACUGGGCACAGUCAGCACCUCAGCUGCACUCCAUGUGAGGCGGCGGAUGCCAGCCUGUGAGGCCAUGCAGAAGGAGGAGGAAGAGGAAGGGAAGAAAGAGGAGGAGGAGGAGGAAGAGGAGGGGGAAGUGGAGGAGGAAGAAGGGGAGAAAGAGAAGAAGGAGGAGGAGGAGAAGAUGCAGGAGGAGGAAGAAGUCACCCAGGCCUUCGCAGCAGAGAAAGGACUGCUAAGUGCAGUUCCAGACUCAGACUUGCUGUCACUGCCUGUGGAAAUCAAAAUCACUGCCCCCACUCCAACGCCAGAGCAAGACACAGAGAUGAGGGAGACCAUGCGGCCCUCUCCAGACCAGGCUGCUCCCACCAUAAAGCACAAGUUCAAGUUUUCAUUUGAUGUAGGAAAUGAGCCACCCCAAAUUGUGGCAGAAACCCCAGCGCACAUUUACUGCCAAGAAGGGGAAGCAGUGGUGUUGGAGUGUGCUGUGUCUGGGCAGCCGCCACCAGCUGUGUCCUGGUCACUGAAUGGCCAGAGCCUCUCUGCCAGCGAGAGGCUGAGGUUUGAGGAAGGCAAGAAUGGCACAUACCGCUUACACAUCCGAGAGGUCUCUGUUGCGGAUGCUGGGCUGUAUUGUUGUGUGGCCAAGAAUGUGGCUGGAAAAGCGCAGACUGCCUCUGAGCUGACAGUGCAGCCCAGUGCACCCAGGUUGUAUAGCAAGGAUGAAGGCACUGACGAACUGCCUGCCAUGGACCACGUUCUGAAGCUCCAAGACCUUAGCACGCUUGGGAAGGAUAAUGAGGAACAGAUCACAUACCCCAAGGAGGAGGAAACCCACCUACCCUGGUCCCUGAGGCUGUCUCCGUCUUCUGGUGAGCAGUUGGAAGAGGAGUGUGAGAAAACUUCUCACUUUAGGGAAACUGAGAUGGAGGAAAUGAUGGUGCUGGAUACCAUGGAAGUUUAUGCAAGGCAAGAAAUAGGUUAUACAAAAGAAAGUGUGCAGGAUACAGAUGGUAUUUCUGAAAUGAGCCAGAACAGGGGAAAAGCUGUCUCUGAGGAACAUAGUUUUGGAACUGAUGCCACUGAGUUGCACCCCAGCACACCCAGGGAAGAGAAUGAACUGGUGGCCAAGGACUCAGGUCACUUUUCAGAGGAGCUGGAGGCUGAAGGAGACAAGGUGGUACCACAUACAGACACUCUGUCCUGGGACAUCUUGAAGGCACCAUUUAUGGAAGUGAAAGGGCAAACACAUGUUUCUGAGCAGUCUACUCUGGCAAGGGAGUGUGAGGAUUCACAAUUUUUCAUUCCUAUAUCACCUGUGGUGCAAGAGGGGACUGAUGUUUACACGGAGGAGAGUGAUGCCCCUGCCUGGGAGGCAAUGUCUCCUGAUGUGCCUCUUGUAGAAGAGCUGAGUGUGCCCCACCUGCAAGAGAACAUUGCAAACACACCCACAAAGAAGCAGUCUGGCUUUUAUGACUUCUGUACAGAAGAGCAGCAGGAGGAACAGGCCAAGGAGCAAGAGAGAUCGUUUGAUAUUGAACAGGACAUCGAGGUUGAUGAUCACCUUUGUAAAAAAGAAAUGAUUGAUACUGGGGAUGCCACGCACUGGGAAAUGCAUAAUGAUGGACAAACACAGCAAGAAAUAGAGUCUGAUGUAGGCAAGUCUUCUUUGGGUCUAAUCGUUACUCCUCCUGGCACAGAAAACUCAGGUCACAAUUUUACUGAUGAAGUUGACAUUCACCUAGAAGAAGUGCCGUUCAAAGACCAGCUGUUGCCAUCUGAGACUGAUACGACUAAUAUCACAUUUGAUCUGAAAAAUUUUGUGGAGCCUUUCCCAGCUGCAGAGACUGUAGACACAGAACAGGGACAAAGCCUCACAGCUCCGGAGAGUGUGGAGGUAGGAGUAACUGGGCUCAUCUCCCCUGUCCACCAACAUGAUGUGCUUGUGGAAGAGAUGUCUCUAAGUGAGGAGCUGCAUCAGAGCUACAAAAUGCAGCAGGAGGAAGUCGGUGCCCAGGAAGAGGCACAGCCAAGAGAAAUCAGAAGGGAUGAUUUGCAAAUCCAUAAUGGGGACCUUGGCCAUAUCAUGAUACCAGUUGAAAAGCAAUCUUCUGUUGAAGAAAUUAAUGAGUCGGAGGUAAGUGCCCAUAAGGAGGAUUCGCCUGAGCGACAAAUUCAUAGCUUUCUGGUGGAGUCCACAGCAGAUUUCCAAAGAGAAGUGCAAGAAACACACGUGUGGGAGAGUGGGGAACAACUGGAGACCACAGAUUCCCAGAGUGACAGCUUCAUCAUUGACUUGAAAAAAGCUGCACAUGAAAAGAAACCCCAGACUGUGCAUCAGGCUGAGGAGGAAGAAGGUUCUGGCAUAGAAAAGGUCUUUGAGACAGGAAUGACCAGCUCCACCUGUGAGAAAGAAAGUACAUGUUCCCCCGAGGAGAUGCUCAAGGACACUCAACAGGAACGAAACAAAACCAAGGGCUUCUCUUUCGGCCAACUCUUACUUGGUUUAAUAAUGGAUGAUCCUGUGGCACAGAAGGAGCAAAGGAAGGAGUCUUGGGGCAAGAAGAAGAUUCCCACUGAGGAAGCCUCUGAGAAUAGCCUGGAUGGAGAAGAACUGUGGGAGGAUACUUCUGCAGGUCCGGAGCCCAGUACUGUUCAAGCCUCAGAGCUAGAGCCUGGCUUUUCCCUGGCCAAGUAUUUAAAGUCAAGUGGGAUGCAGGAAACUCCAGAUCUCAAAGGGGCAGUUCAGAAGGAGCAGCGAGAGUCCAUCACUUCACUGGAAGUGGAGGAGGUUACCUUCAGCACAGUUUAUGACUACUACAACAACCAACAGGAACUCACACGGCCCUUCUCUCCUGAGUCAGAAAUGUCUAUAGAGCUGGAGAGUGGGAGUGGAGAGGAGUCACCUGAUUCGGACCGCUUCUACACACCUCCCUCCUCAGUGGAGAUCUUUGAAACUGCUUCCUCAGCGUCGUAUCACACACCGCUUAGCACACCUGAGCGCUACUCCACACCAUCUGAGGGCUCAGGGUACAGUACACCACCUGAGCGCUACUCCACACCAUCUGAGGGCUCAGAGUACAGCACACCACCUGAACGAUACUCCACACCGUCUGAAGAUUCAGUAUACAGCACACCACCUGAACACUACUCCACACCCUCUGGGGGCUCAAAAUGCAACACACCCUUGGAGCACUACUUCACACCCUUUGAGGGACUCUAUUCUGCAUCAGGGGACAGCACACCACCAGAGCGCUACUGGACACCCACUGGGGAGUAUAUGGAUGCCCUGGCUGUGCUCCCCUUCUGUGAGAGAAGGCAGCAGCCUCCAGACCAGCCACAGGCUGAGGUGUUUAGGACUCCCUGUGAAGCCCUGGAGCCAUCAGGCAGGGACAUGCCACCUGCAUUCCUCAAGGCAUUGAGCAGGAGGAGACUGUAUGAGGGCAGCACGCUGAGGUUGGUGGCCGAGGUGGUGGGUGUGCCCAAGCCAGGGGUGAAGUGGUAUCAUAAUAAAUCUCUGUUGGAGACGCAUGAGAGAGUGCGGAUAGAGAAGGAUGGGAACAAAUGUGUGCUUGAGAUCACUAACAUCCAGAAAGCUGAUGGUGGGCAGUACCUGUGCCAUGCAGUGAACAUUGUCGGGGAAGCUAGAAGUAUUGCGCAUGUGGAAGUCUUGUCUGAAGAUGGGCGGUCACUAGCACUGCCACCCCCUGUCACCCACCAGCAUGUUAUACACUUUGACAUGGAGCAAAAUACAUCGUCAAGGUCACCUUCACCACAGGAAAUUCUCCUGGAAGUGGAGCUGGAUGAAAAUGAGGUGAAAGAGUUUGAGAAGCAGGUCAAAAUCAUAACCAGUCCUGAGUUUAGCCCAGAUAAGAAGAGCAUGGUGGUUUCCCUGGAUGUCCUUCCACUUGCCUUGUUGGAGCAAGCUGCAGGUUUGGCUGCAGAGGAGAACGAGGAUGUAAAAAUUGAUUUUCAAGUAACUGAAAUGCCUCCCCGCUUUGCCGUGCCCUUUGCAGAUGUUGAGGUGACAGAAGGCUUGGAAGCAGUGUUUGAGUGUGUGGUAACAGGUACUCCUGUCCCAGUAGUGCAGUGGUUUAGAGGUGACACCUGUGUGACACCUGCCACAGGGAAGUAUCUUGUGAGUCAGAAGGAGGGACUUCACAUUCUGAAGGUCCAAAACGUAGGUCCUUCUGAUGGUGGCUGGUAUCACUGUCGGGCAACAAAUAGGCUGGGAGAAGCAAUGUGCAAAGGCUCCCUUGUAGUCGUGGCUCAGAAGGGAGCAAGUGCCAAGGUGAGCGAUGAGAGAGUCACAGGCAGUGAACCACACAGGCCCCAGAAGAGUGACUUGAUUUUGAGUGAGACUGUGAAGCCGGGUGACCAGUCAGAAAUAGAGCUGGAGUUUGAGUUCGAGCCACACAAAGAUGACUCAGAGAAAGCAAUCCGACUGCUUGCAGUGACUCAGCAAGAGCAGGAAGUGGAAGGAGAGAAGUGUGUCAACAUUAGUUUUGAUGUGUUUGCGGAGCCGUCCCAAGAGGAACGGGUUGAAUUUAGUGCAGAGGACUCGGAGAGCUGCAGCUUUGAGUUUCAGGUUACAGAAUCCCCUCCCAAAUUUCUCAGGCUCAUUUCUGACUACAGUACAUUUGUAGGUGCCUCAGCAUGCUUCCAGUGUCUUGUGACUGGUUCCCCCCACCCAAGUAUCCACUGGUACAAGGAUGGGGUGUUGUUGGAAGGGGACAGGUACUGUGUGCAGGAAGAGCAGGGGGGCUCUCUUAGCCUUACUAUUGAAAACUUGAUGCAAAGUGACAGUGGGCAGUACAAAUGUAUAGCUACUAACAGGGCAGGAACUGCUGAGACUUGUGCCGUGUUAACAUUAUACUAAAUAUUCAUAAUUUAUUUCAGAGUCUCUGUUGAAACAGUAAAUGUGGUUAUGCUAUUGUUCACCACAGGUAAAAAUGCAGCAUGCAUUUUAGGGGCAUUUUUUUUCAUCUCUUUAGGGAUGAAAACCACUCUAUGUGGGCAUAUUUCUGUCUCACUUAAACUUGCUUUCAUUGGGGAAUUUAAGUGAGAUUUAAUCUGUGCACAGGUCUUGUGCACACUUUCUGCACCAAGGUAUAUUUCAGUCUCCUUCCAAGCUCCUUACUCAUUCUUGUAAAGGUAUUAUAAUUGACACUCAUUUAUGUAGGACUAAUUUUUUCGUAGUGUACAUGUUCCCAUGUGUCUGUAACAGUGCAAUUAUUAUUGUUUUAUGUAGGCUAGAAAUAAUCUGAAAAUGUAGAAACCAGCUUUUUCUUGUUGCCUAAACGUAUGGAGUACUAACUUACACUUGCUGUUUAGUUUGGAUAUAGUUCUGUGAAAGAACUCCUUAAAUUCUUAUUCUCCCUUCUCACAAUGUUGUGUCAGAACAUGUGAGCCUCACCGAUUCAAAUCCUGUUUACAGUUUCUAUCACUGCAAAAUUCUUACUUCCAUGGGCCUUAUUCUGUUGAUUCAUGGAAUUAAAUGACUUUUUUUUAAAGUCAUUGGAACUAUGCUGUUGCAAAGAAAAGAAAUAUAAUGGGAAAAAAAUGAAAGUUUUUCAUUAGUAGAGACUGGACAGGAUUUUUUUCUCUAUUACCAAGUAAUAAACAUGAAAGCAUAUUUUGUACUGUAUCUUUAAAUGUUAAAGAGAAAGGAGAGGGAGCAUAAUAAAUCAAUGAUGUAACUGUAAAUUCAUUAAAAUAAUCUUGGUUGUCCCUGUAUUCCAGUGUCAUUCAUAAAAAAUACAUAGGAGUGAAAAAGCACAA
This is a messenger RNA of Calidris pugnax (ruff), 7040 nucleotides long. RefSeq names its product muscle M-line assembly protein unc-89-like. Lineage: Eukaryota; Metazoa; Chordata; Aves; Charadriiformes; Scolopacidae. The transcript has 2 exons. The coding region runs from base 172 to 6138 and encodes 1988 amino acids. Gene Ontology annotation, biological process: homophilic cell-cell adhesion. Gene Ontology annotation, cellular component: plasma membrane. The record is from RefSeq and is a predicted model, not a curated record.